Mytilinidion resinicola is the source of this 3006-nucleotide messenger RNA. RefSeq lists its product as uncharacterized. The transcript is spliced from 4 exons. Gene Ontology annotation, molecular function: protein binding. The record is from RefSeq and is a predicted model, not a curated record. NCBI's taxonomy places the organism in Eukaryota, Fungi, Ascomycota, Dothideomycetes, Mytilinidiales, Mytilinidiaceae. Gene Ontology annotation, cellular component: plasma membrane. Bases 1 to 2922 code for a protein of 973 amino acids.
AUGAUGAGAUUUUUCCGAUCUGAAAACUUUGCACAACGGGCUUUACAAACCCUCUUUUCAUGUCUCUUCUUCGCGAUCAACGUGUCCACGGAACCCCUCUCAGGAAAUACUGACACCAUCACAUGGGGAGGGGACAACUCCCGCUCAGGCUAUCAAAGGCAAGCUCCUGUUUUUGAUAAUAAAUUCAAUAUUAGCAUACUAACAGUGUACAGUAAUCACAAUCUUGACCCAACCGUCGUUUCGAGUGCAGAUUUUGGCCAAAUAUUCAAGGCUCUCCUCCCUGGAAAUUUCAAUGGAAUAGGACCUGAGCAGAUAUUCUCGCAACCGUUGGUAUAUACAGGAUCAGACGGUGCUCAGUAUGUUUACGUUGCAACAACACAGAACAACGUGUACAAACUUGAUGCGAAGACUGGUGCCAUCGUCAAGUCGAGAAAUCUUCAUGUGCCCUUCCUUACCGCUGAUCUAGACGGGUGUGUCGACAUCAAUCCGACUGUCGGCGUCAUUGCCACUGGCGUCAUCGAUGCUGAAACUGGCAUUUGGUAUUUUAAUGCGAAGACCUAUUCAGAAAGCUUCCAAGAUGGGAAAUUCAGCCCCACAAACCCUCCUGGACGCCUCAAUGGACGAUACUAUCAACACGCAAUUCACACAGAGGAUUUGAGUGAAGCAGAAAACUUCCCGGUCUUAAUUGAUGGUACGGUGUUUCGAAACAACCCAAACCGCAUGUUCAUUGGUGGCAACCAGCUCUCUCGGCCAGCAGCUCUGCACGUAGGUGACUAUAUCUACACUGGAUUUGGGUCUCAUUGUGUAAAGUUCAACUUCACUGGAGCUAUUAUCGGCUUUCACAAGACCACUGGUGCUAUCAUCGAAGCCUUUGCUACCGAAGGAGGCCUCGAGCCAGAUACUGUAAAAGGUGGUAGUGUAUGGAUGAGUGGGGGCGGCCUAGCAUACGAUGGCAAAGAGAGCAUGUAUUUUGGCACUGGAAAUGGAUACGCUUCACAAUUGAAGCCAAAUGGGAAUGCAAUUCAAGGGCGCAGCCCACCCACUGCUCUCGAGGAGGCCGCAGUCAACGCCAAAAUCAAUGACGAUGGGACGAUCACUAUCGUUGAUUUCUUCAUGCCCUGGGAGAAAACUCAACUAGAUGGAGCCGAUAAGGACUUGGGUACCUCGCCACUAGAGCUGCUGCAAACAGAUACGUUCAGCUGCCCGAACCACAAGCGCAUUGGUGUCAUAACGGCUAAAUCCGGAAAGACAUACUGGCUUAAUCUAAACAAUCUUGGUGGGUAUCAAAUGGGCGCUAAUAGUCUUGACGCAGUUAUACAAGUCUACCAAAACGAGAAUUCGGUUUAUUCUGGCGCUGGGGUGAUGCCUCUGGGGGGAGGUUAUGUCUACAUCAAUGUGAUCCAAUACCCGACUCAUGCUUUCAAGUUUAGCUGUGACCCUUUUGGAAAUGCCGUUUUCACACGUAUUGCGGAUACUGCGGAGAAGAAUGCAUACAUCCUAGGAGUCGGACACGGUACCACCAAAGGUUACCUUUACGGCUUUGGGUCUCCCGUCAAUUUGCCUCUCAAUUGCUCGUCUCCGUAUCAGUUUGGUGCUGUCGCUGUCGGCACCAUCUCCAAGCCAAUGGCCAUAAUUUGCAAAGCCAAUAUUGCCACGACAAUAACAGGUUGGACAUUUUCCGGCAAUGACAAUUUUGAUGUCUCGAAUUUCCCAAUGACUCCCUUCUCGCUCGCCAUAGGGCAAUCGCUGACGUUUGAGGCCGUUUUUCAACCGAAGGCUGUUGGACCCUUAUCCAGCGACGUCUUAGCCAAUACUACAAAUGGUAUUAUGGGGUAUUCUGCGAGCACGCCGAUUUCCCUGAAGGGCACUGCCAACUCAAUAGCUCCUCUUCUUGCCAUUUCACCCAAUACGGUGUCAUUCAAUGCCAUAAUAGGCCAAGACAGUCAGAGCGGGUCUGCGUUCUUCGACAACCGGGGUGACACUCUUCUUACAAUAACAAAUGUCAGCUAUUCCCUUAUAUCAGAGAGGGGACCUUGGAUUACUCCUGAAAUCAAGUCAGAGGGAACAGUGCAAGUAGGCAUGUUCAAGUUCACAAAUAUACCAUCGACCAUCCAGAAUCAGACCUUCGAGACAGUUGGGAUUAUUUAUGCUCCCAAAGAAGUCGGCAAUCAUGCGGUAUAUGUCAAAGUGUUCUCCGAUGGCGGGAAUCUCGUCCUUGAUGUAUUUGGAAUGGCCAAUACGCCGCCUAUAGCUCUCAUUGAAUUCGAAAAAUCGGACGGAUCGAGAUGGCUGCCAUUCUCUAAUAGUGCAGCCUUUACUUUUGGAGGCGUCUUUGAAGGUCAAACGAAGUAUCUUAAUCUUCGCGUCACGAACAAUGGCUCAACAACUGCGGGUCCCCUCUCCAUCACUGUGUCAAAACCGCCUUAUGGCGUACCCGGAAUUAUAAACGCUGUGAACGGGGUCGAUCUAGCCAAGGGCUCGAGCAUCAAGGCCGGUCAGAGUCAGACAGCCACAUUGUAUUGCGCAGUACCGAAGUCUCAGGUCAAUCUACCAAGCUACAAUGGCACUGCUACCUGGACCAUGAAUACUGGAGAUCAGACCAUGGGCAAGCAAGUAAUCAACUUUAUUUGCAACGCGGUCGUCGAGCAAGUCGGCCCACUUCUGUCGAACGGAACAGCCCAGUAUGAAUACGUGGGGUGUUUCAAAGAAAACAACCCUGGACGCCAGCUCGCUACUUCUCCAUACGGUGAUGCCUCCAACAACAACGGUCGUUGCAUCAAUACAUGCUCAAGUCUCGGAUAUGAAUUUGCAGCCACUCAAUACAGUUCAGAAUGCUGGUGCGGGAACGCUAUACCUAUCCAGAAGGACAACGAGAAUGACUGCAACUACCCAUGCAGCGGCAAUGUUAAUCAGACCUGUUGAGGAAAUGGCUACUUCCAUAAUCAAGCCCACAUAUCACUUUUUGCGGACUCCCUCGAAUUCGACGGGAACACGACAUCUCCUCCA